CUCUCCGUAUGGCUCGCCGUCCCUCUUCUGGCUCAAUUGGUCUGGCAAACUCCCCUGAGAUACCGCGUCGUAAUGGCUCCGCGAGUUUCAACACCCCCAAGCGCGACUCCAACCAUCUUGGCGAGGCUGCUCGAAGACCCGCCCCGCGCACUGCAUCCUCGUCACAGAAACUGGACAGCUCAGUCAACUUCAACGACAUUGACCCCGAUGACCUGUUCACGAAAUAUACCGUCUCCGAGAUUCGGACAGUGCAGCACCGCCUGAGGGCUGAGGCGGAUGCGAAGCAGGAGGAGCUGCGGCUUAUGGUUGGGGAACGGUACCGGGACCUUCUGCAGGCCUCGACGUCUAUACUGGCUCUCGCGAAAUCCUCAACAAAUGUGCUUGAGGCCCUAGAAGAGAUGCGGGACACCGUGCACUCUAUCGCCCCCUCACGAGCGCCGAAACGUGCAAUCAGUGGUGAAGACAAGCACCUACAAGCAUUGCAGUCCUUGUCAGCUCAUGUCAAGUUGCUUCUGGAUGCACCGGAACACCUCUGGCGUUUGAUGGAGCGUAAAUCGUACCUCAAUGCUGCCUGGCUCUUCCUGCUCGCCCGUGUGGUCCACAGAGCGCUCUCGCAAGAUGAGGAUGACCAGAGUUGGCAUGCGUACGGAAUUGACGUCUCGGAGCAAUUGCCGCUGGUGCAACGACAAUGGGAUACCAUCGCGCCAUUCCGCCCCCAAAUAUCACACAGGGCGACGCUGUUUCUGAGGGAGCCGAAUAGCACACCGGGGGAGGUCUGCGCAACACUCUUAACCCUUCACCUCCUUGACGCUCGACCGAUUCCGGACAUGUUGUCCAUAUACCUAGCGCAGCGAACGAAGACGUUGUCAGGGCUGCUAACUCGCAACGCCUCUACGUCCUCUAAUGGCAACUCAGCGGACUCCAAGCCGAACGGCAAGACUCCUCAUCGACCACGGAAAGUCGUGGUCAAGGAGGCCAAAUGCAAUGCAGAGACGGUCUUGGAGGCAGUAUCGCGCACAGUAGGCACGGCGAGACUCAUGUUCGCGGACGCCCCAUUUGGCGACUCGUCUUUGAUGAAGGCGGCGCUACAUUUCUUCCAGGUUCCUACCGACAGUCUAGCCCAACUGCCUCCAGAGCUGCAGUUGUCCACGCAACUGCUAUUGUCAUCAUUGCCAUCUUCGAGCCAUCUCCUUCUACUCCCACAGAACGUUCGUGCCUACAAACCCUACGUCGAUAACACAGCGCUCCUUUCGUCUAGCCUGCAAACCCAACUACAAGACAAGCUCCGAGCCUGGUUCAAUAAGGCGCUACAGGAGCUUCACGACGCACUCGCGGAUUGGUUCUCCCCUUUGGAGUCCAUACAAGAAGUGUGGAGCGUGCGCUCUGCGCUGCUGCAAUGGCUCAAUGGCGCAGAGGGCCUUGAUCCAUCUGAGCGACAAGAACUCGAGUCUGUCAUCAACGCUGCGUCCCUAAGCCAGGCAACGGCCGUUUGGAAGACCGCAUUAGGCCGCCUUGAAGCCUCCUUCCGAGGCGCCAUCGCGGCCGCGACGACUGCACUCGCGGAAACUACUGACGAACAUAUACUCGAUACCCAGCCUAUCACACAUCUAUUGCAGGCUCCGCCUAUACCAACAGGCUUACAGGCCGGUGCCCACAGCGCUGCUAUGGCCGCUACCCAGUUCGCGAAGUACAGGUCAUCUCUACGGCAACAGCUCAACGGGCGCACGCCCUUGGUGGAGUCCGCGCUGGCCACCCUUGAGCGUUAUGCUUCCGAGAUCCAAGAAGACCUCGCUGCGAUGCAGAAGUCGCUUGACAACAAGACCGAUUUAGUUCAACAACUAUCAGAUGCGUAUCGGGCAGACGCGGAAGCUGUCUGCGGAACCGUGUGCUCAGUACUGGAGACUACAGUUGCUGGAGAAGAACCCGUGCUGAGGAUUUCGGUAUAUGUCGGCCGGAUAUCACAAGAACUGGUUACCUCUUCGCACUUCUUUACACAAAUCGGUUGCGGUGAGGCGGCAACACGACGAUUCCACGAACGUUUGACUGCGCUGGCUUUCAAGCUCAUGCAGGACUGGCGCGAACGGACGGUUUCCAAAGUAGUACUAGGCGACUUGGAAACUAGCCGGUUGUCUGAUCCUCGUAACCCAUCCAAAGGGGACGCGAUUCUGCCCAGUCGACCGUCAACAGUUCUUACAGAAGCUUUGCUCUCUCUAUCGUCCGAGAUGCAACAGCUCGGUACCUGUCUAGACGAUGACCGUCGCCAACGACAAGUCGGCUUGACGGUAGAGCGGUUCAUCGCUGCUUUCCUAGAACGACAAGAAAUCCUGCCUCGACGGCAUGCUGAAGAUCUCCAGUCUCUGUGGGAUGCAACGUUCCUCCGUCGGCUCGCACGACUAUGGGAGACGACUGCCAAAGACGUACUUGAACGUGUAGAUGCCAACAUCGCGCGCUGGUGGGAGCGUGAUGAUGCCAAGAUACCACCACAGCCCGACAUCGACGCAUCGACGCAGGAGUUCCUCACCAAGACGCAAGUUCUGCUCGCACCGCUUCUCCCUUCACGCGCGCCACAAGGGACCCGGCCCACCAAGAAAGCAGACAAAGCCUCGAGUCUGCUUCUCUUUGGCACGCCGGGGGUCGAGCAGGGUUUCGAGCCGGCCUUGGAACUCGUAAAAACGCCCCCACGGUUUGGCCUGCUCCUCGUUGGCGGCGCAGCUCUCCGAUAG
Trametes versicolor FP-101664 SS1 is the source of this 2723-nucleotide messenger RNA. RefSeq lists its product as uncharacterized. The record is from RefSeq and is a predicted model, not a curated record. Bases 9 to 2723 code for a protein of 904 amino acids. Gene Ontology annotation, biological process: intra-Golgi vesicle-mediated transport. Gene Ontology annotation, cellular component: Golgi apparatus; COG complex. Lineage: Eukaryota; Fungi; Basidiomycota; Agaricomycetes; Polyporales; Polyporaceae. The transcript has 12 exons.